AUGAAGGGUUUGUUGUACGCGGUUUGCGCGCUCGGUCUGUGCGCUCACGCGUUCGCCAGCGAAGAAGCUAAGAAGGACUCAGUCAAGGCAGCGGAACCUAAGGCGGCGGUGGCUGCGGACUCCAGCAAGGGCAAGAGACAUCUCUCGUCAUUCGGUUAUGGCGGUUAUGAGUCAGAUGGCGGUUACGAAGCAUACGGCAGUGCCAGUUACGGAAGCGCCGGUUACGGUUACGCCGCACACGACAUCGGUUACCACGGUCACGCACAGUUGUUGUCCAAGACCGUCAUCAAGGAGGUCGGACACCCUUACCCCGUGCCCGUCGAGAAGCACGUGCCAUAUCCAGUCAAGGUAGCAGUGCCCGUCGACCGCCCGUACCCAGUACAUGUUCCCCGUCCAUACGCCGUGCACGUCGAGAAACCCGUGCCAUACGCAGUCAAAGUUCCCGUGCCACAGCCGUACGCCGUCUACAAGGAGGUGCCAUACCCAGUCAAGGUGCCCGUCGACAGGCCAUACACCGUCCACGUUCCCAAGCCAUACCAAGUGGUCGUUGAGAAGCACGUCCCAUACCCAGUUGAGAAGCACGUCCCAUACCCAGUCAAGGUUCCAGUCGACCGCCCAUACCCAGUCCAUGUACCCGUCGAGAAGCAUGUCCCAUACCCAGUUGAGAAGCACGUCCCAUACCCAGUCCACAAACACGUCCCAUACACAGUCGAGAAACACGUCCCAUACCCAGUCAAGGUGCCUGUCAAGGUCGAGGUGCCAGUGGCAUACGAAGUUCCCAGCCAUGAUGAAUACCACCACGGUGGCAGCGCAUACGAAAGCAGCUCAUACGGCAACUCAUACGGACCAUCCCACGGUAGCUCUUCAUACAGCAACUCGUACGGACCUUCCUACAGCAGCGGACCAUCAUCGUACAGCAGCAGCUCUUACGGACCAUCAUCGUACAGCAGUGCUUCUUACGGACCAUCCCACGGCAUCUCGUCCUACGGCUCAUCCCACGGAUCAUCGUCUUACGGCUCUUCCCACGGCUCGUCAUCCUACGGAUCGUCUCACGGCAGCUCGUACUGA
This is a messenger RNA of Macrosiphum euphorbiae (potato aphid), 1068 nucleotides long. The record is from the annotation of a GenBank genome assembly. Lineage: Eukaryota; Metazoa; Arthropoda; Insecta; Hemiptera; Aphididae.